Messenger RNA from Micropterus salmoides (largemouth bass), 1867 nucleotides. Its product is annotated as butyrophilin subfamily 3 member A2-like. The coding region runs from base 383 to 1063 and encodes 226 amino acids. Lineage: Eukaryota; Metazoa; Chordata; Actinopteri; Centrarchiformes; Centrarchidae. The record is from RefSeq and is a predicted model, not a curated record. The transcript has 5 exons.
UUCAGCGCCAGUCGAGCUCAAUCUAACGAGGUAGUUUUGUGUUUGUUUCACUGUCGGCUGUUUUUAUGGUUCACUUCGGGAGCUCCAUUCCUGGCUUUACCUUUUUUCCCACUCUGGACUCUCGCUGUAUGUUUGAGUACGGCUGUCUGGACACCCAUUGAACGUCAGCCUUGUGUGAUCAGUUCACUUCAGCCAAUCAUCGCUGCUCCAGGCGAUGAAGUCAUCCUGCCACCUGGAUCCUGCUUAUAAUGUGGAGGGUCUAACGGAGCGGUCGAAGCCGGAUCUCAAGCCCGACCCCUCUGAUCGGCUGAGCCGUGUCGACUUUAUGCACAUUUACAGGGACUGACGUUAAAACCUGGACAUGAAGAAGACCUAGGUGCUUAUGGUUCACGUCAGGAACUUCGUGCUUGGCUUUACCUUUUUCACUGUACGUUUGAGUACGGCAGUCUGGACGCCCGUUGAACGUCAGUCUCAGUUGAUCGGUUCAUCUCAACCAAUCGUGGUCGCUCUGGGUGAUGACAUCAUCCUGCCAUGUUGCGUGGUGCCUCGGCACAACGUAGAGGAUCUGACCAUGGAGUGGUGGCGUGAAGAUCUACCAUUCAUGAACAAGUAUGUUCACCGUUACCAUGACAACCACGAUGUAGAGGACAUGAAGAUGUCGUCAUACGCUGGGAGGACGACGCUGUUCAAAGACGAGCUGAAACACGGAAACGCUUCACUCAAGAUCCUCAACGUGAAGCUCUCCGACCAAGGAAGCUACAGAUGUGUCAUCCCACAGCUGGGGAGGGCUACGAUUAUUAGGAUUGUUGUCGAUCCAGACUCUGUUAAAACCUGGACAACAGAGACCCCAGUGCUUCCCACAAAUGUCCAAACUCCAGAUCCAAAGGAGGAGACGGAUGUUAAAGGUGGUCGAUCCCAUCAGGGCGUUUGGAUCCCAGCUGUGGUUUUCGGUGUCUUACUGGUCCUGGGAGUCUGUGGUGGCGUCGCUGGAUAUGUGACUAAACACAAGCCUCAAAAACUAAAUGUGAGUCAGAAGGAAACUGAUCACAUUGUGAAAAUCUGACCAGACUUUUCUGGGAGACGGCUGAUCUUGUCCCUCCAGCCGCCAAAGUAUAACGUUGCCCCAGAAAAGCUACUUCCAGUCUAGGUGCCUUGCUCAAGAGCUCGUUGGUAUUUGAUGUCAACGGAGAUGAGAGCGUUCUACACGUCCCUCUCUUGGAUCUGUUCCAUCAGUUUGGGGAUUCAGACCAGCAUCACCUCCAGCCACAAGUGGACCCACUGGAUCAGCAGGAGGGAGCCAGACUCUAUGCAGAAAAGGCUUUGCGUGUCGGUGGUGUCAGCCUCAGCUGUGUGGAGCUGGGCGUCAUCAGUGAGGAUAAGGAGGCGUAGUACAGGGAGGUAGUGGACUCUUUCUUUCAGUGGUGUAGACUGAACCACAUGCAGCUGGUAAGAUGAAGCAGUUCGCGGUGGACUUCUUCAGUUGACAGGAAACAUCUCUAACCCCUCUAGCCUGUUUCCAUCCAGGGCGUGGAUGUGGACACUGUGCAGGACUACAAGUACCACAAUGCACCACAGAUUGAAUCAAACUUUCGCAACUCAUCUACCUGAGGCAGAGACAUUGGGUGCUUAAGGUGGUUUCAGCCUCCAUUUCAGCACAGUUUUAGAUUUUGGGAAUUGUGUAUAAUUUGAACUUUGUUGAUCAUAUUUAUAUUUUACAUAAUUUCCUACUUUGUGCUGCAAAUAUUAAUACACACAAAUCAUAUGUGCAUGUGAUCAGGAUGGUAAAAUUAUAUAUAUUUUUAUAAUACACCACAAUCGAAAAUACUUCCUAUAAUAAAGAGGACCUUCACAACCAUUCGCACUAAUA